AAAUGUUCAAGCAAUUGGCAGAGUGGGUGGGAUUUGAGCUGUGGUUAGCCCGCUAGCUUGUGUGCUCACAGGAACUGUAAUCGGUGAUGUCGAUGGGUGUGAUCCUGCCUUAGCUCCACGAUACCUUUGUAAAAUACCCGCCGGCAAAGGGAAGAAAUUCCAGGAGAAAGAAGUCAAGCUGACUCUCAGCCGGGGGAGGGUGAAGCUAACUAGCUGUAUCCCUGGACGGCUCUUUUUGUGUGUUGGAACAUCAAGUGGGGGGAACACAGGAGACGUCGACUAGUCGGAAACCCCAACCACAGCGAUGGCGAGAGACUACGAUUACCUCUUUAAGCUCCUCAUUAUCGGUGAUAGCGGUGUGGGGAAAAGCAGUCUGCUGCUUAGAUUCGCCGACAACACAUUUUCAGGUAGCUACAUCACCACUAUUGGCGUGGAUUUUAAGAUUCGGACGGUGGAGAUCAACGGGGAGAAGGUGAAGCUGCAGAUCUGGGACACAGCUGGGCAAGAGCGCUUCCGCACCAUCACCUCCACAUACUACAGGGGGACGCACGGGGUGAUCGUGGUGUAUGACGUCUCCAGCGCGGAGUCAUUCGUCAACGUCAAGAGGUGGCUCCACGAAAUCAACCAGAACUGUGAUGAUGUCUGUCGAAUACUAGUGGGCAACAAGAAUGACGACCCUAACUCCAAAGUGGUGGAGACGGCCGACGCGCAGAAGUUUGCUGAGCAGAUGGACAUCAGGCUGUUCGAGACCAGCGCCAAGGAGAACAUCAACGUAGAGGAUAUGUUUAACUGCAUCACAGAGCUAGUGCUGAAGUGCCGGAAGGAGUCUGUCGCCAAGCAACAGCAGCAGCAGCAGAGCGAAGUGGUGAAACUCGGCAAGAACAGCAAACGCAAGAAAAAGUGCUGCUGACAGACUGGACCCUUAUCACACACUCUUAUCACCCACGCACAUAUACACACAGAAACACACAAACAAACACACACACACACACACACACACACACACACACACACACACACACACACACACACACCACAAAAACAACAAUGACAGUCACUAUUGAACUGACAGGGAGAGAGACAAGGAGAGAAUAACCUGACGCCAACGCCCCAAGACGGACUCCACCCAGUGAAAAAGAUAAGAAAUAUAUCUAUUUAGAGAUUUAAUCCAAAAAAAAGAGAAAAAAAAAGAAUUUUUGGGAUCUUAAGGACAUGUCCAAACUCAAAUGUACAGUUUUUAAUCAGGACGGAAACAAACGGCACAGCUCCCCAUCUCCAGGGAGACCACUGCUGCAGCAACCGUCAGAUUUUUAUGGAGAUGAAAAAAAUUAUAUAUUUUUUCUGUUCUUGCAUUAGCGUUCAGACAUCCCCCCACCCACCCUCCCACCUUCCUUUACGACAUGCUGUCCCACCUUCUCUCUCCCUGUUAUCAGGAGAGUUGAAGACUUCUGGCCUAAAGCUCAUUUUAGAUCUUUUUUGUUUUGUUUUGUUUUCCCUCUAAAUGGAAAGUUUCUUCGCAGAGUCGUCUGUGAUCCAUGUCAACUAUGUCGAACAGCAGACCGAGCUGAAACAAACAAGUAUGAAGAGCACGAUGGCAAGCUGAAAAGUAAAAAUUGAGAUAGAAUUCAUAUCAGCAAAAUGGAUCCAAUAGCACUGCCAACAAGAAAUCAACGAAGAAAAGAAAUGCCAUUCUCCCACCUCUCAAUGUUUAUUAUUGGAGCCCCAGUCAUGUCGCUAGUUUUGUUAUCCCCCUGUGUUUUGUGAUUUUUACACUUUAAAUGAAGACAAACUCCAAGUGGCCACCAUGGACCAAUCUCACUCCACCCCCUUGCCCCCACUCUCCCUGCCAAUCUCUCAGAGAGAAAGUUAUGCCUUUUUUUUUGUUCUAUCUUUUCUUUUUGUAAAUUUGUAUUUUUUUACUAACAAACUACACCACUGUAAAAACAAACAAAAAAAAAGCAAUCAAAAUACAAAUGUUCUUAGAGAUGAAAAGAGUGUUGGUCUUGGACCACUGCCACAGAAUUGGACCUGUGAACCAGUAGAGUAGCGUCAGAACUUUACAGUCAAACCCAAGACAACUGGACCUGCAAUCUCAUAAGCAGUGCUAACAGCACUGGACACCUCUGUGUUCAAAGAGCACAGGUUCUAACAGGAAGCAGAACUGUAGCAGAGCCGUGGUUCUCUGUGGUAAAUACAUUAGCGAUGGUGAGCCGAGUUGGGGUGGGGGGUUGGGGUUCUGCUGAUGUGCGGCAGGCAAAGACAUGGCACUAGGCAUGUGUUCAGGAGAUGUGUUCACAAGAUUGAGGAGAAACAUUAGACCUUUUGGGCCGUCAGUACCAACUUGUAAGCAACAUGCCCAAUUCAACUCCCAUCAGACACACACAAACACAAACACACACACACACACACACACACUCACAGUCACACUCUCUCUCUCUCACACACACACACACACACACACACACAGACUCCCUAACAUAUAGUUAUACAUAUACAGAUGUGUGCCAGUCAGACCUGGAUGCCAUAAUCUCGCUUCACACAGGCUCCGAGGCCAUAGAAGCUGAGCCCCAAAACCACCAGCACUUACUCUGGGAGGGAGAGCUCACUGUGACUGAUUCAGUUUUAGGACGGUUGUUUGCGUGUUUGGGACCAGGCCUAUGGUUUCACAGGCUCUGACUGCACUGUGUAGUCUUAACAGUUGCCAUGGGGAUGGGUGAUGUUGAGCACAGCCAUCGGAGUCUUGAGGCAUCAGUAUGUUUAUAGAGAAAGCCGCUGAUUGACGACCAGUCCAGCCAAUGGCGUGUGCCAAUACUGGAGGAGCACAGGCGGACAUCCCGCCAACCACAGCGGCCAAAACAAAAAACAGCAAGAAAGCUUCUCCAUGCAGAACAUGCAGGAGUGGUUGAUGUUGAGCAAAAUGACAUAUCUGAACAAUGAAGAGUUAAAACCAGCACUUUGAAAGGAAGUGUGUGGUAAGUUUGACAGCUCAAAUGCUAAGAGCUGCAGAGUGACAGAACAAAGCUUGGGAGGUUGACUUUAUGAGUUCCCUGUCACUUCCAAGAGCCUGGCGAAUAGAGUUCUAAUCUUCACUGUUCAGACAGCCACCCUCACAAACCCAGGAGAGAUGAGAGCCCGAAAAAAAUUGCUUAUUUACUAGAAUACAACGUUUGAAAGAUCAUCAUCCUGUUUAUUUAUGUGUGUGCAUAUCAAUGUUGCCACACAACGUGUGCACAUCCAUAUGCAAAAAUGACACAUAUACAAACACGCAUGUGUGUACAUAGACACCAAUAUAUGCGUCUAUUUUGUGUGUUUUUAUAUGUGUUUAUUGUACUGUUCUGGUGUACACUGGAAAGAUGAAAUGUUGCCACUCAAGUCAUUGUUGCCCCAUCAUGAAUCUAAUCAAUAAUAAACAUUUUAAGAGAA
Molecule: messenger RNA, 3423 nt
Organism: Clupea harengus (Atlantic herring)
Lineage: Eukaryota; Metazoa; Chordata; Actinopteri; Clupeiformes; Clupeidae
Gene: rab35a
Product: ras-related protein Rab-35-like
Exons: 6
Coding region: 305-910 (201 amino acids)
Molecular function (GO): GTP binding; GTPase activity
Source: RefSeq, a predicted model, not a curated record